GAGCAUGCGCUUCCAUCCUCACUUCCUCUCAAGGAGGGAGUGAGAAUAAAGGCGACGCCCUAGCGCACCAGCUGCCCGCUCCGCGUCACAGGAACUUCAGCACCCACGGGACGGACAGCGCUCUUAUCCACCUGAAGACCUCACUCCAGAGCGACCAGAGCCCUUUACUCCGGAGCUCGGCAGAGCUCUACCAGCCGUGGGUCCCGCUACUCGCCCUCCCUGCGCCCGCCCUCCUAGCUCUUCCUGUUUUUACUCCUCCUUUUCAUUCAUAACAAAAGCUACAGCUCUGGGAGCCCGGCGCCAGGCAGUUUCUGAAGCCAAGCAUAGAAGAAUGGGUUUCCUUUGGACUGGCACUUGGAUUGUGGUGUUGGUGCUCCACAGUAGCCCAAUUCAAGCUUUCCCCAAACCGGCAGGAAGCCAAGACAAACCCCUACAUAAUAGAGAAUUAACUGCAGAAAGACCUUUGAAUGAGCAGAUUGCUGAAGCAGAAGCAGAUAAGAUUAAAAAAACAUACCCUCCAGAGAACAAGCCAGGUGAAAGCAAUUAUUCUUUUGUUGAUAACUUGAACCUGCUAAAGGCCAUAACAGACAAGGAAAAAAAUGAGAAAGAAAGACAAUCCGUAAAAAGCUCCCCAAAUGAUAAUAAAUUGAACAUGGAAGAUGUUGAUUCAACCAAGAACCGAAGACUGAUUGAUGAUUAUGAUUCUACUAAGAGUGGACUGGAUCAUAAAUUCCAAGAUGAUCCAGAUGGCCUUCAUCAGCUAGAUGGAACUCCUCUAACUGCUGAAGACAUUGUUCAAAAAAUUGCUACCCGGAUUUAUGAGGAAAAUGACAGAGGAGUAUUUGACAAGAUCGUUUCUAAACUGCUGAAUCUUGGCCUGAUCACAGAAAGCCAGGCACACACACUGGAAGAUGAAGUUGCGGAGGUUUUACAAAAAUUAAUCUCUAAAGAAGCCAACAAUUAUGAAGAACUCAGUAAACCAACAAGCAGGACUGAGAGUCAGGCUGGCAACAUACCGGAGAAAGUGACUCCAAUGGCAGCAAUUCAAGAUGGUCUUACUAAUGGAGAAAAUGAUGAAACAGUAUCUAACACCUUAACCUUGACGAAUGGCUUGGAAAGGAGAACAAAAACCUACAGUGAAGAUGACUUUGAGGAACUCCAAUUCUUCCCAAACUUCUAUGCACUACUGAAAAGUAUUGAUUCAGAAAAAGAGGUAAAAGAGAAAGAAACCCUGAUUACUAUCAUGAAAACGUUGAUUGACUUUGUGAAGAUGAUGGUAAAGUAUGGCACAAUAUCACCAGAAGAAGGUGUUUCCUACCUUGAAAACUUGGAUGAAACAAUUGCUCUUCAGACUAAGAAUAAGCUAGAAAAAAAUGUUACUGACAAUAAAAGCAAGCUUUUCCCAGCCCCAUCAGAAAAGAGUCAUGAAGAAACAGACAGUACCAAGGAAGAAGCUGCUAAGAUGGAAAAGGAAUAUGGAACUUUGAAGGAUUCCACAAAGGAUGAUGACUCAAACCCAAGAGGAAAGACAGAUGAGCCAAAAGGGAAAACAGAAGCCUAUUUGGAAGCCAUCAGAAAAAAUAUUGAAUGGUUGAAGAAACACAACAAAAAAGAAGAUAAAGAAGAUUACGACCUUUCCAAAAUGAGGGACUUCAUCAACCGGCAAGCUGAUGCUUAUGUGGAGAAAGGCAUCCUUGAUAAAGAAGAAGCUGAUGCCAUCAAGCGUAUAUACAGCAGUCUGUAAAAAUGGCAAAUGAUCCAGGAGUCUUUUAAUUGUUUCAGAAAACGUAGUAUAGCUUAAAACACUUCCGUGAUUAAAGUUAUUUUGACCCAAGGUUUAUUAGAAAGUGCUGAAUUGCCAGUAGUUAACCUUUUAGAAGUGGUUAAAACAUAGCUUUCUCGCCGUAAAAACUAUCUGAAAAGUAAAGUUGUAUGUAAGCUGAAAUUUUGUAUAUAGAAUCCUUAUUUCCUUAUAGAUUUACAUUUUAUAACCAGAUAUAUGUUGCUUUGGAAAAGCCCGUAAUGGACUGAACUUAAAACUGAAACUUUUUCCCACUGUGUGACACUCAUAAACACCCCCUGAAGAAUUAAGGGGUUCUGUUUUCAAGGCAUGCUGGGUACCAGAGCACCUCAUAGAAUGUCUGUUACAAGAUGUCAUUUCCAUACCUGUUCCCUUUUGGGAGUUGAAAUAAAUUCACAUUUCCUCAAAGCCUCUAUAUCUUAAAGUAUAGCUAUCUGCUCUUUUGGCUGUUCCUGCUGGCUCUUUAUCAGGCCCAAUGGCACAAAAAAAGGAACCUGAAAAUGAAUGGGAUUUUCUGCAUUUACUAACAAUUUCCCCCCAUUCUCAACAUUUUUUGUUUGUUUUUAUGUCUGCACCCGAGGCUUAUGGACAUUCACAGGCCAGGGAUUGAAUCUGAGUCACAGCUGAGACCAGCUGGGGCAGUGCUGCAUCCUUUAACCCACUGGAUCAGUCUAGGGAGCAAAACUGAGUCACUGCAGUUGGAUUCUUGACCCACUGUGAUAGUGGGGACUUUAGCAUUUUCUAUUAGUGAGUUUUCAGACAUUGAGUUUUUCUCUUAAGAGGGACACCUAUAUACCUUCCAAGAAGACAAAUGAGGUCAUAAACACUACAUAAAGCAAGGUAAAAAGUGAUGCCAAAUCUGAGUUAUCUAACUGAUCUUGAUCCAAGUUAAGGUUUCUCAACAGAGAGCAAGAGGUCCAGGAGGUAGAUUAAGUAUAGCGAUAACAACCAUUCCCUUCCCUGUGAACCAAAGCGGGUAGAUGAGUUUCACUAGAGGCCAAAGUUAAGGAAACUCAGAGCCCUGCACUUCCUCUUCCUCAGUCAUCACCACAAACACAGUCCUUAAAGCCACAUGCAGGACCCAAGAUCUUUCUGAAGUGUUAUAGGCAACAUACCCAAACCAAAGAAUGCUUUGAAAAUGUAUUAUUCAGUUGAAAUUAAUGACAAAAUAUUUUUCUAUUAUAUUUCAGUUAAAAUCAUGAAAAUAACACAAAGGUGUGUAUAUCAGCUGUCAUUACUUCUUAUGGGCUUCUAAUACCUGUCUUACAGGCCCAUACCUCACUUUUUGCUGAGGACUGGGAAACACACACAGAGAAGCUACAAGAGGCUGUUUUCACAGGUAGGAGACCACUGCUCUCCUCAUCCCCUCUAGAGUUGCAAAAACAAAAGCCAUGGUCUGAUACACACAGAGACAAAACUCAGCAUGUUCUAGAGAAACCAAUGUCCACUGGGGAAUGGUGAGAGGGAAAUAAAAACAUCUUUGCCCGAACUAUACCUGCUAGAGCACGAUGAGUCAGACAGUGUGAAUGAGUCAUCUUUAAUAAUUCAAUUCAAUCCUACCUCACCAAGUCCCAUAGUCCAAACACACUGUGGCUUCUACAUUAGAAUUAACUGGUUGUGACUCGAGCAUUUUAUACAUUCACUUUUCUAUGAUUUACCUAAAUAUCUAUGCUGUAUUUUUACAAAUAAGACAUUUACUAAGGGAGUUCAUUACAGCUUUCAGAACACAUUGACAUUCCUUAGCUACUGUUGAUGACCAAGACGGAAAGGAGAUCUUCUGUCCUGUGUUACACACGAGGAAACUGAUUCACAAAGAGGGCACAGGAAAUACUCAAACUCCAAUGGUCAAGCAGCGGUAAAGCCGGGACCGAGGUUCUUGUCCCAGCUUCUUCCUCGACACUGUUUCUGUGUUCAAGGCAGCAACUAAAGGCCCCUAGCCCGGGACAGUUCAAUUGCCAAUGGUGAAUUUAAAGUUUUUAGUAACUUGAAGAUGAGGGGAGAGAUGCUUUGGCUAGAAAUUGUAAGACCUUAGACAAAAAUAAAAUACUCAGAAAAAUA
Sus scrofa (pig) is the source of this 3859-nucleotide messenger RNA. It is a transcript of the gene SCG3, whose product is annotated as secretogranin III. Gene Ontology annotation, biological process: protein localization to secretory granule. Gene Ontology annotation, cellular component: secretory granule membrane. Lineage: Eukaryota; Metazoa; Chordata; Mammalia; Artiodactyla; Suidae. The record is from RefSeq and is a predicted model, not a curated record.